GGGGUGAAAGUAAGGCGGUAUGGUCCAUGCAGAAUAAAGUGUGGUACGCCAUACCAGUUAAAAGUAAGUCUAUCACAAUUAAAACAACAAGCCCAAAAAACUACAGGCUAUUAUACCAUUAUUUGACAUUACUGCAUAUCAGCCGCAUAAAUAAUUAGCGAACUGACUGAAAAUCGGUUGGUAUACGCUCCAAAUGUAGUUGUGGUUUGAGGAGAACACUAACAUGUUGCCAAGGCAGAUGCGUUGCCGAAACGCCCGCGGACAAGACGGAGAUUAGUGGCCGAGACCGUGGCGCACGUGGACAUCCGUGGUUGCUUCAAUUCAGCUACAAGUGUAGGCCUAAUGACUUUGUCAAUGGGUCAGUGUCGCUUAAGUUUUUUUCCAACAAUAAUUUCGUCCUCCAGAUUAGAUCGAGGUCAUAUUGUAUUUGUGUCUCCCCUUUUCGUAGGCUAAUUAUAUAUGGACCAGACAUCGUUUUUAUUGAUCUGUUUGUCAGAGUCAGCAGAGUAGGCUCCCAUGUAUAUUUUAUCAUAGAAAAAAAGAGUGCGCGCACUUGGAUAUCCCGUACCCGUAAGAAAUUACAUCUACUUUCACCCUCUGUUUAUACGUAUUUUCAGCUGACGAAUGUCUAUAUUAUUUGGAAAAACCCUAUUCGUUCCGCAUACCCAUUAUUCUGGUGACUCAAUUCCCAGAAUGUGUAAAGGGCUGGCUGCAGGUCUAGUGGGCGGAGAUAAUCGCACCGAUUCUUGGAAAGUGAUUAGGGGGAAGGUAGUGGUGAGGUCCGAUUCCUGGCAGCAAGACCGAAAGACUGAAUUACUAUGAUGAAUUUAGACUCACCAGGAACGAGCUAAAUUUUUAUUUAUUUUUACACUGGCAUUCACAGUAACAGAUUUCAAAUAAUAAAAUGUGGACAGGCUCGGUGGCGGUGCGCAUGACGUCAGAAGCUCCGGUGUACUGAACAGUUCUCAGAAUAGAAUCACAGAGUAUAAUUCUUGGAAUUGGUUCAUUUUAAAAGCCGAACCCACACACCCUCCCGCACAUGCUAAGAACCCAUUUUAGAGACAACACUCAUCUGCUGCUCUGAAUCCUAUUUUUCUACAUUUCACAUUUAUUUUAGUGCUUUUUAAUGAGUUUAUUCAUUUUCGGAUGCGUCUCUAUUCACUGAACAUUUGCGUGAGACAUUAAUUAGAAUAAAAUAAUUACAUUCCUUUGUAUAGACCAGCUAUAUUUUCGUAAAAACCGCUGUGGAAUUAGACUAUUGUGGAAUAUUGAAGACUCACCAUCAUGAUUCUUUGUGUUCAAGGCCCCAGACCACUGCUGUCUGGCAGCCCCACAGAGGGCCCUGUGGGUAUGCGGACAGGGAGCAUCUCCUCACCUCACUGCCUUCACAGCACCCCUCCACAGUGGGACCCCACGAAUGACCUGCGCACCAUCGCCAAAAACUUCUUCUACCUUGAUACCUCAGGCUGGUACUGGGGAGCCAUCACAGCAGGUCAGGCCCAUGCAGCUCUCCAGGCAGCGUCAGAGGGGGCCUUUCUGAUUCGAGACAGCAGCCAUCCCCUGUACAUGCUGACCCUGUCUGUUAGGACUGCACGUGGCCCCACCAGUAUACGCAUCCAGUACAGUGGAGCCCGGUUUCUGCUAGACUCCAGCUCGCCAGCCCGACCCAGCAUUUUGUCCUUUCCUGACGUGCCUAGCAUGGUGCAGUACUAUGUAGGACCAACAAGGAAGGUGCAGAAGGGCAAGGUGGAGGAGACUCAUGGCGUACAGCCCGCCCAGAGGACAGUUCAGGAGAGCACAGUAGUGCUGAAGCUCAAGCGGGCCCUGCACAAGCCCCAGGCCUUCCCCUCCCUCCAGCACCUCACACGCCUCACCAUCAACCGCAGCACAGGCUGUCCGGACCAGCUGCCACUGCCACGCCCACUGGUGCGCUACCUGCAGGACUACCCCUUCCAUGUAUGAGGGUCCUCUGGUGCUGAAUUAAACGAAACAGUUCAACUAAACCUUGAGGAGCGCUGUCAGUAAGAGGCAGCUGGAAACAACAUCACUGCACUGGCAACUAAUGGAGCCACAUCAGACAUACGGUUGGUCAUGAGACCAUGUUUGGGAAAGAACCUUCCAGAAAAUGGUGCCUGGUUUUGGAUUUCUCAGAGGGAAGUGGGGUUCUGUGUACCACCCCCAUUCAGAGGUGAUUGACUGGAAAACACAUGGUGCUAACUGUGGUGUAUCCUCAUGCUAUGAGGGGUAACGUUUUCUUUCUGUUUCUGAGCAGUGAAUUGCUUUUCAGUCACAGAUGUAAAUUGUUUAAUUUUUUGUUUAAGUCAACAUUGUCAUUUUUUACCCCCCCGACACUGUACAUAUCCCUUUUUUUAUUAAAACAAUAUUAAAUGA
Oncorhynchus tshawytscha (Chinook salmon) is the source of this 2391-nucleotide messenger RNA. RefSeq names its product cytokine inducible SH2-containing protein (gene cisha). The coding region runs from base 1285 to 1962 and encodes 225 amino acids. The record is from RefSeq and is a predicted model, not a curated record. Gene Ontology annotation, molecular function: 1-phosphatidylinositol-3-kinase regulator activity. Gene Ontology annotation, cellular component: phosphatidylinositol 3-kinase complex. Gene Ontology annotation, biological process: phosphatidylinositol phosphate biosynthetic process; intracellular signal transduction. NCBI's taxonomy places the organism in Eukaryota, Metazoa, Chordata, Actinopteri, Salmoniformes, Salmonidae. The transcript has 3 exons.